AUGCACGCUCCAAUUCCUACGAAUGAUCUCUACCUGGCUCAGGCCCGGGCCAGUACCGACAGUAAGCAUUGUAUGGAGCUCUACGACAAAUGGGCUGCCACCUACAAUGCCGAGGUUGGCGAUGAAGCCCAGAACUAUGUUGCUCCUGUCCUCGUCGCUCAAGCUGCUAUGAAGUUUUCAUCAAAUGGUGCUUCCAACAGUGUAAUUCUUGAUGCUGGCUGUGGAACCGGACUGGUGGGAGAAGCUCUUGCAAUCGCCAAUGCGAAGACAAUUGACGGCAUUGACUUGUCUCCUGCCAUGCUGGAGAUUGCCAGACAGACAGGUGUCUACCGUGACCUAACACAAGCUGACAUGAACCGACCAAUCGACAAGCCAGACGGAACAUAUGACAUCGUGUCAUGCGUUGGCACGUUCACUCAAGGACAUGUUGGACCGGACCCUGCCUUGAGGGAACUUGUUCGAGUUACCAAGACCAAUGGUAUUGUCAUUGCAACAAUUCUUGAUGAGAUCUGGGUAUCUGGAGGGUUCAAGGCGGAGGUCGAGAAGCUGAAAGAAGAAGGUCUGGUGAAUGUGGUCACCGAUGAGCUCAUAGACUAUGUAAAGGGACACGGCGACAAAGCAGUGCUGGCUAUCCUAGAAAAGAACCCUCGCGCCUGA
Messenger RNA from Penicillium antarcticum, 657 nucleotides. Its product is annotated as class I SAM-dependent DNA methyltransferase. The transcript has a single exon. Bases 1 to 657 code for a protein of 218 amino acids. The record is from RefSeq and is a predicted model, not a curated record. NCBI's taxonomy places the organism in Eukaryota, Fungi, Ascomycota, Eurotiomycetes, Eurotiales, Aspergillaceae.